GAAAUUGGCAAUAAAAGACCAAAGUAUGAAGAUAACGGAAGAACUAAUAUUUUGAAAGAAAAAGGGCGCGAAAAGAAGAAGCGUGAUCUUGAAAAUGUGGAGGAGAUUGGGUGGAGUGUUGAGGUGCAUCGUAGUAGCGAUAUUGCUGAAGGCCGUUAGCGUGAGGUGCAAGCCCACAAGAGAGUUUGAUUCCAUGCUGAGCACCGUAAGGGCCAGAGGCUACAACCUCUUCUGCAACGCAAUCGUCACCUCUGAUCUUCAAAUGGACAUUCUCUCUCACCAGAACGACAUCAACGCCACCUCACGCGCCUUCACCUUCUUCGCUCCCACAGACGCAUCCCUCUUCGCCCUCGACAUGACUCAGACCGCCUCCACUUACACUGACACGCUCCGUUUCCACGUCGUCCCUCGCCGCCUAUCUCUCGCCCACCUCCGCCUCCUGCCCGACGGUUACACGCUUCCCACGCUCCUCCCUCAGCGCCUUCUCCAACUUACGCGCCGCAAUACCUCUGCCAUCGCCGUCGGCGGCGUCGACGUUGCUUUCCCCGGCCUCUAUUACGGCCACUACUUUGCCGUUCACGGCCUCGCCGGAAUUCUCAGUCCCCGAUCCAACGUAUAUCCUUCUCCUUCUCCUUCGCCUUCGCCAUCGCAGUUGGCUCCUCAGAUUCGUUCAAGAAGCAGUCCUAACUCGCCGGCGAACCAACCAGUUCUUGCUCCAGUUCCGAAUUUCGCUUCGUUGCACGUUCCCCCGGCUGAGGCUCCGGCAUCGGCCACUUCGCCGGUUGGUUCUUCAGAAGAGGAAUCUGAGUGGAAAGGUUAUACUCCGGCAGGUUUGCCUCCGACAUAUCGUGGUUCAGCAAUAUCACAGCCACCGGAGGGAUAUUCCGAGGCUUCAGCUCCGGCUCCCGAAGCAUUAGAAGGAAUGAGAAAGUGUCUGAAUCCCGUUGUGGGGUUGGAAGAAUCUGACAUGCAAUGCCAUUCAGCAUGAAUCGUACAUUUGAAUUUGCAAAUGAAGUUUCUUUUUUGUUUCUUUGGCCUUUAGGAGUUUAAGAAAUUUCAGUGUAUAUCUCUACAGCUAAACAAAAAAUUGAUUUUGCUGUUGCUUACACGUUCUUGGGAUUAAUGAACAAAAA
This is a messenger RNA of Vigna radiata var. radiata (mung bean), 1133 nucleotides long. RefSeq names its product fasciclin-like arabinogalactan protein 19. The record is from RefSeq and is a predicted model, not a curated record. Lineage: Eukaryota; Viridiplantae; Streptophyta; Magnoliopsida; Fabales; Fabaceae. The transcript has a single exon. Bases 95 to 988 code for a protein of 297 amino acids.